AUGUUCCCAUCUCCGCAGGCUGCCACGAGACUAUUGGACGAGAUGUGCCAUCUCACAGCCCAGUCGCUUACAUCACUGGAGACCUCGGACCACUUCCAGGUGGUCAAGAUGUUAGGGGAGGGGUCGUACGGGAAGGUCAUGUUGGCUGUACAUAGAAAAAGAGGUAAACUAUGGGUCUGUUUUAAUCCUAAACCCAGUUUACCUGGCCUCAUAUCUCCAGAAUUUCUUUCUUUCUUUUGUUCUGAUCACUUUUCUCUCUCUUCCUUCCCUCAAGGAACUCCAAUGGCCCUGAAGUUCUUUCCUCGUGAUUCUACAAAUCUCUUUUCCUUUUUGCGAGAGUAUAACCUCUCCCUCUCCUUCUGCACCCACCCGUCCCUGACCAAGUCCCUGGGCAUUGCCUUCUCCACCCCCUCACAUUACGUUUUCGCCCAGCAAGCCAGCCUCUUCGGUGAUCUAUACGACGUCAUUGUCCCUGAGGUAUAAUAUACAGUAUGUGUGAAGAACUUCCACUCCCAUGAGACAUUUGUCAGUAUUCUCUUAUGAAAUUUUGGUAACUAACAGAAUGGGAAAUGUAGUUCAACUGUGCCUCUCUAUGUCUCAGGUGGGUAUGGAGGAGGACUGUGUCCAGAGGGUGGUUUCCCAGCUGUGUGGUGCCCUAACGCACCUCCACUCCCUGGGCUUCGUCCACCGUGACGUCAAGCCCGAGAACAUCUUCCUGGUCGACGCUGCCUGCCGCUGGGUCAAACUGGGCGACUUUGGCAUGGCCAAGGCCACAGGAACCAAGAUACCUGGUGUGUGGUACAGCUCUGCUUACUGUACGCCCGAGGCAGAGAUAGCGAAGGAGUUGGAGGAUAGUAGCCAUAAUACUGCUUCAAAACCUGAUGGAGGAAAUGGGUUGGACAACAAGAUCAAGAGGGUGUGGGUGUCGGUGGAGGCCAGUACAGACUGCUGGGCCUUGGGGAUCCUCAUCUACGCCAUGCUGACUGGCAGUCUACCCUGGAUGCAGACCGCAUCCAACGACCGCUCCUACAUCAAGUACAAAGAGUGGUUUGACCAGCAGAAAGAUCAAGAUGGUCAGGACGAUGAACGAGACAUAUGGGGGGAAGGAAAAGACGAGGACAUCAUGAUGAGUUUGGAUGAAGACAAGCGGAAUCUGAACGAGAGAAAAUCCCAUCCGGUCGCCCCCCAGUUUACCUGUUUCACCCCACUAGCCUGCUCCCUUUUCCAGGCACUACUCCACCCGCAGCCUGGGCUUCGCGGUAGGCCCAACGAUGUGCUGGGCUACCUCGGAGGAGACUGGUUGCAGGAGAAGGAGAAGAUACGGUUGGAGGAGGAGAGGAAGAAAAUGAGAGGGCGAGAGGUAAUCAGGAACGAGAAAGAGAGGGAGGGAAGGGGAGAGGGAUAA
Coregonus sp. 'balchen' is the source of this 1405-nucleotide messenger RNA. Lineage: Eukaryota; Metazoa; Chordata; Actinopteri; Salmoniformes; Salmonidae. The record is from the annotation of a GenBank genome assembly.